UUUUAUGCGGUAAGCUGGAAAUCUCACGUCCCUUUCAGAAUUCAAAGAAGGACCUCAUAUAGAUCUAGAUCAUUCAAACCAAGCCGUUAUCAACAUCCCCACUCCAAGACAGUAACUGAUUUAGGGGAAGCGUUGUCGAAUCUAUAUUUUCCUGAAAAAACAGAAUCUGAAAGUUCUAGAUCACUCACCGAGACCUCAUGGAUAAUAUCGCCUUCGCAUAUUCGACUCUGGGACAAGCCACUGGUACUCAACCUCUCUAAUCGAUUUUAUCCGCCUGAAAUUUGGAGCCCAGAUAGCGGUAAUCUAGCCAGACUUUGGUCGCGUUAUUCAUCAGCAUCUCGCUCCCAGCCGGCCAGAUGGCUAGCCACUACUGAUUUCGUAGACAAUCCAGUUCUUCUUGUAGCCUCAACCGCGAUACCUCGAGGCAGUCUAGUCGCUUUGGGGAUUCCCUCUUGUUCUUAUCGAUCUGGUGCGCCAGAUGUGAUCGGAUUCAGCCUCCUUACUCCUUGUUUUGGGCCCUGUUCUUUCUCAACCGAAGACGGACUUUUCGCAGCUGCUUUUUUAUCUUCACGACUCUGUGUUGUUCAAUAA
Molecule: messenger RNA, 591 nt
Organism: Protopolystoma xenopodis
Lineage: Eukaryota; Metazoa; Platyhelminthes; Monogenea; Polystomatidea; Polystomatidae
Source: the annotation of a GenBank genome assembly